CCAAGGUGAACAUAAUGGAAUCCAACUUCUCUCCAAAAGAUGCCUACGUGAGUCACUUCAAUCCUCGAAUUUACCUGGAAACUUAUUAUUCCUUGGCACCGAAUCCUUCUAAAGAAAGCCAGGUUCUGAAGUUUAUCCUGAGAAAACUGUCAGAGAUAUUCUCUCCAGACAAGAUGAAAGGAGACCUCCUGAUUGAAAUUGGCAGCGGCCCCACCAUCUACCAGUUCCUUUCUGCCUGUGAGUUAUUUAAAGAAAUUGUGGCCACUGACUAUGCUGACCAGAACCUGAAAGAGAUCAACCAGUGGCUGAAGAAGGAGCCAGGGGCAUUUGACUGGUCUCCUGUGGUGAAAUAUGUGUGUGAGCUAGAAGGAGACAGAGACAAGUGGACUGAUAAAGAAGAAAAGUUAAGAGAGAAGGUAAAGCAGGUCCUGAAGUCUGAUGUGACCCAAAGCCAACCAUUGGGCUCUGUUUCCCUUCCUCAGGCUGAUUGCCUACUUACUAUAUACUGCCUUGAAACUUCUUGCAAAGACCUUCCCACCUACCAACAGGCCCUGAAGAACAUCAGUAGCCUGCUGAAACCUGGGGGAUCCUUGGUGCUUAUUUCUGCCCUUAAAGGCUACUACUACAUGGUUGAGGAUAAAAAGUUCUUCUGUCUCCCCCUUACUCCUGAGGAAAUCAAAGAUGCCCUAGAAAAAGCUGGUUUCAUCUGUGAUAAGUCUGAGGUCAUCUCUAAGCAUUAUGACCAGGCCUAUGUAAAUCAUGAUGGGAUUAUGAUUUUCGUGGGGAGGAAGCUUAAAUAAAUCCAUGGGCAUUCAAGGUUAAUCCUACUCUUCUUUACCAAAGCUACAUUUGUCAGAAUUCCAUUUUUCUAUAGCUUUUGGUAAAAUCUUUUCUCUCCUUUUCCCAAUUGUCAUGGUGUUAGCUAUUGGCUGUCCUGGGGUAAUGGGGCCUGGAUAAAUUGUUUGAAUGGCAUCCUGUGAGCACUCAAUUUCUAUUAAAGUAAUACACUUGCU
Antechinus flavipes (yellow-footed antechinus) is the source of this 1013-nucleotide messenger RNA. Its product is annotated as nicotinamide N-methyltransferase-like. Gene Ontology annotation, molecular function: N-methyltransferase activity. The transcript has 3 exons. NCBI's taxonomy places the organism in Eukaryota, Metazoa, Chordata, Mammalia, Dasyuromorphia, Dasyuridae. The record is from RefSeq and is a predicted model, not a curated record. Gene Ontology annotation, cellular component: cytosol. Bases 15 to 800 code for a protein of 261 amino acids.